AUGUUGGUAUGCAUCUUUUCAGAGCUCAUCAACGUGGCAGGGGCGUUCAACUGGGUACCCAUCAAGCUCGGAUGGAACAACAACUUCAGCCCAUGCCUAUCCAUGUCGCUCAACAGAACUUCCCCCGGCUGGGCUCCAACUAGCUUCAUCGACUUCCUCCCCGACUUCAUUACUGCCAAGGCGCCCACGGUCCAACGGUGCUUGGAGAACAUGGAAGAUGAGCUCGCAGAACGCAUGGUGCAGGAUUGUGAGCUCAACAACUUCAGCCGCGAUAGCGAGAUCUACAGGAACUUGAAGGAUACGACCGCAGUGAAAUGUCCGGAUUCAUAG
This is a messenger RNA of Colletotrichum truncatum, 330 nucleotides long. The record is from RefSeq and is a predicted model, not a curated record. NCBI's taxonomy places the organism in Eukaryota, Fungi, Ascomycota, Sordariomycetes, Glomerellales, Glomerellaceae.